GUGCACCACACAAGCUGGAGUAAGCAAAGUCGCAUACGUCUGGUUGACCUGCUUUAUACCCGAAACCCACAGGUUUCAUUCAGAUGUGAUGCGUUCCAAUGGAUACGUGGCAGUGUAAAGUCUGAGAAACAAAUUGCUGCAGUUUACAAUUCUGAAUCCUAGAUUCCUACUGUAGUGGAUAAUUCAUGGCUACAUUUUUAUAUGGAUCAUGUGACCACAUUGACUUUGACUUUGACUCUGACCUCCGUGAUAAUAGUCUAUAAAUUCCAUCCAGAUCCAGCCCUUCAACUGCAAUUCGCACUUUAUAGACCGACGGUUGAUAGCAGAGCACAAGAAUGGCGGGGCUGUAUGAGAAGCCGUCGGAGACGUACGCCGAGAAGCGGCCGCGGUACCCCGAGGAGUGGUUCUCCAAGCUCGCCUCCCUCACCGCCGGCCACCGCCGCGCCUGGGACGCCGGCUGCGGCAGCGGCCAGGCCUCCGUCAGCAUCGCGGAGCACUACGACGGCGUGGUGGCGACGGACGUGAGCGAGGGCCAGCUCCGCCACGCCAUCGCGCACCCCAAGGUGCGGUACCUGCACACGCCGGAGGGCCUCCCGGAGGACGAGCUCGUCGCGCUGGUCGGCGGCGAGGGCUCCCUGGACCUGGUCGUCGUGGCGACCGCGAUCCACUGGUUCGACGUCCCGCUCUUCUACGCCGUGGUGAACCGCGCCCUCAAGAAGCCCGGCGGCGUGCUCGCCGUGUGGGGGUACAACUACGACAUCCACCCGUUCGGGGAGAAGCUGCAGGGGACGCUGUACCCGGCCAUGCGGCCGUACAUGGACCCGAGGACGAGGCUGGCCAUGGAGCGGUACCACGAGCUGCCGUUCCCCUUCGAGCCCGUCGGGGUGGGCCGCGAGGGCGAGCCGGCCGAUGUCGACAUGGAGGCGGAGAUGACGCUGGAGGACCUGGCCGGGUUCGUGAUGACCGGCUCCGUCGCGACGACGGCCAGGGAGAGAGGGGUGGACCUGGAGGCGCUGGUGAAGGAUGUGAUGAAGGAGAUGGAAGAGGGGUGGGGGGAUCUGCCGACGGUGCCCAGGAAGCUUGUGUUCAAGGCCUUCAUGCUGGCUGGGAGGCCCAUGUGACGUGAUGAUGAGCUGCUGGGUGUGGUGAAUUGUGAUCAGUGACCUUUGUUUUCUCUUGGUCAGAAUAACAUGUACGUUCCUAAAUAUAAGUCUUUUAAGCGAUUUCA
Hordeum vulgare subsp. vulgare (domesticated barley) is the source of this 1228-nucleotide messenger RNA. RefSeq names its product putative methyltransferase DDB_G0268948. NCBI's taxonomy places the organism in Eukaryota, Viridiplantae, Streptophyta, Magnoliopsida, Poales, Poaceae. The record is from RefSeq and is a predicted model, not a curated record. The coding region runs from base 336 to 1121 and encodes 261 amino acids. The transcript is spliced from 2 exons.